AUGGCAUUACCAUCAUCUCAAUUAUGCUUAGUUUUGCUAUUGCUUCCAAUAAUAUGUUCAUCAGCAGUUCAUCCCAGAAAACUAACUAGAUUAACAAAAUUUUACGACGCACAAAAAUUCGCUGCAAGCGAAUUCUCUGAUUAUCAUCUACCAGCAGAGUAUGAAAUAAAUUACUAUCCUCAGACACUGGAUCAUUUCAACUAUAAACCAGAGAGUUAUGCAACAUUUCAACAGAGAUAUAUAUUGAAUUUUAAGUACUGGGGUGGAGCUAAUUCUAGCUCACCGAUUUUCGUUUGGACCGGAGAAGAAUCUGAUUUAGUUUAUGAUGUUGAGACUUCCAUUGUUGAUCUUGCUUCUCGCUUCAAGGGUUUGUUAUUGUAUAUUGAGCAUCGUUACUAUGGAGAAUCAAUGCCUUUCGGAUCAGAGGACGAAGCAUUCCGAAACUCAACGACACUCGGUUACUUAAGCUCGGAACAAGCUCUAGCAGAUUACGCACAAAUAAUAACAGAUGUUAAGAAAAAUCUCUCAGCACAAAAUUCCCCAGCAAUUGCGGUUGGAGCAUCUUAUGGUGGAAUGCUUGCUGCUUGGUUUCGUCUAAAAUAUCCACACAUUGUGAUUGGUUCAUUGGCUUCAUCUUCACCCAUACUCUACUUUGAUGAUAUCGUACCGCAAAAUGGGUAUCAUGUUGUUGUUACUAAGGAUUUCAGAGAUACUAGUGAGAGUUGUUACAAUUAUAUAAAGGAAUCUUGGUACGAGAUUGAUAGAAUUGCAGCUGAACCAAAUGGGCUCAUGGCACUUAGCAAUAAGUUCAAUACUUGCAGCCCUGUAAACUCGUCGGCAGAGCUAAAGGAUUACUUGGAGAUCACGUAUAUUAGCUCAGCUCAGUACGACAAUCCUCCUUAUAACCCGGUCCAGAAUACUUGCCGUGGCAUCGACGGAGCUCCGGCAGGAACCUAUAUCCUUGACAGAAUUGUUGCCGGUCUCCAUGCCCGACGUUCUGGACCGUAUUCAUGUCUUCAUGUAUUUUCACCUAAUGAACUAUAUAACGGGAGUGCUUGGGAUUGGCAGACGUGUAGUGAGAUGGUGUUUCCAAUUGGAUAUAGUUACAAUGAGACAAUGUUCCAAUCAAAUCCAUUUGACAUAAACAAAUACACCACCAACUGCCUACAAACUUUUGGUAUUAAGCCAAAACCUAAUUGGAUCACUACUCAAUUUGGUGGUCAUGACAUAAAAACUGUUCUCGGAACUUUCGCAAGCAACAUUAUUUUCGCCAAUGGACUACGCGACCCAUGGAGUUCAGGAGGAGUUCUAGAGGAUAUAUCGGACAGUGUUGUGGCAAUAUAUACAAAAUAUGGAGCCCAUUGCGCGGAUUUAUACACUCCAACAUCAGAUGAUCCUGAUUGGUUGAUCGAGCAGCGAUACAAAGAGAUCAAGAUUAUUGGAGCUUGGAUUGCGGAGUACUAUGCCAAACUUGCAAUUAAGUAGCACUUUCUAAAAUAAUCGCCAUUUAUACCCUUCUUUAGAUUAAAGUGGCUAAAAUUGCAUCAAACAAUGCUGUGAAAUUUUACAAUUAUGUAGUAAGGAUUUAAUAACAUGAGGCUGUUGUGAAA
Mercurialis annua (annual mercury) is the source of this 1610-nucleotide messenger RNA. RefSeq lists its product as uncharacterized. The transcript has 9 exons. Gene Ontology annotation, molecular function: serine-type exopeptidase activity; dipeptidyl-peptidase activity. The coding region runs from base 1 to 1485 and encodes 494 amino acids. Gene Ontology annotation, biological process: proteolysis. The record is from RefSeq and is a predicted model, not a curated record. Lineage: Eukaryota; Viridiplantae; Streptophyta; Magnoliopsida; Malpighiales; Euphorbiaceae.